UUGGCUUAUAUCUCGCCGGCUUCGUCCUGCUUUUCUUUUCUUCUCCGUCUUCUUCCCCGUCCCUUUUGCCUGGAACCGCAAAUACGAAGCAGAGACUCGACCGAGCUCGAGAUCCAGACACAAACCUUAACAACACAAGAAAAAUAUCUCGUCCUGCUUUUCUCUCUCUCUCUUCUCUUCUUCUUCUUCUUGUUCUCUUCUUCGCCUUCUCUACUUCUUCUUUAUCUCCAUCUGCGCCUUUAUCCUGCCCCCUUCGCCUCCUUUAUCCUCCCUGCUGUCCAUCCUCAGAGUGCAGCUGUCUGCUACUGA
Molecule: messenger RNA, 309 nt
Organism: Trichophyton verrucosum HKI 0517
Lineage: Eukaryota; Fungi; Ascomycota; Eurotiomycetes; Onygenales; Arthrodermataceae
Exons: 1
Source: RefSeq, a predicted model, not a curated record